AUGUACUUGUACGUGACGACCCUCGCGAAGAAUCUCCCCUUGAUGAACUUUGUCAGCGCCAUCCCCUUCUUCAUCUAUCUGAUGCGUCACCCGAUUGUGCAACGAAUGAUGAUGCCAUCGCUCAAAGCCAAGGUGGGUGUGGGCAAAAUCAAGGGCGUAGUGGGUCAGAUCGUUGGCCAGAGAUUCGGAGAAAACAAAGUCGUCCGGGAGGACAUGAUCCAAAGCUUCAUCAAAAAUGGUCUGACGCAGGGUGAAAUAGCGGACGAAGGAAUGUUGCAGCUUUUCGCCGGCUCGGACACGACAUCUACCGUGCUGAGGUCCGGUUUGUUUUACAUCAUCACAAACCCACGAGUCUGCACCCGACUACAAGCAGAGUGCGAUGCCUCAGGAGUUCCUCUGACGGAAAUCAUAUCGGCCGCGAAGGGUCCAACGCUUCCAUACUUGAACGCUUGCGUCAAAGAGGCUCUGCGCUACCACCCAGCUGGAACUGGUCUACUGCCGCGUGUGGUUGGCCCAAAUGGAGACUACCAUGAGGGCAAGUAUCUCCCCCCAGGCACUACCAUCGGAUUCUGUGGCUGGAACGUGUUCAAAAACAAUUCAGCCUAUGGCCCGGACUACUCCGAAUUCAGGCCGGAACGCUGGUUUGAUGCAGAUCCUGAGAGGCUAGCACGAAUGGAGAAGGCACAUGAUUUGGUGUUUGGUUAUGGGAGGUAUAAAUGCAUGGGGGAAAAGAUUGCAAGGAUCGAGUUACACAAGGCAAUUUUCGAGCUUAUCAGGAGGUUCAACUUUACUGCCGUCGAUGCCAUGAAACCUUUUGACCAGUAUGAAAACCAUGGCGUGUUUGUCCAGCAUGGUCUCUGGGUGAGAGCAGAGGAACGAGUACCCAAGACAAAGGAGUAG
This is a messenger RNA of Cladophialophora psammophila CBS 110553, 900 nucleotides long. RefSeq lists its product as uncharacterized. Gene Ontology annotation, molecular function: monooxygenase activity; iron ion binding; oxidoreductase activity, acting on paired donors, with incorporation or reduction of molecular oxygen. NCBI's taxonomy places the organism in Eukaryota, Fungi, Ascomycota, Eurotiomycetes, Chaetothyriales, Herpotrichiellaceae. Bases 1 to 900 code for a protein of 299 amino acids. The transcript has a single exon. The record is from RefSeq and is a predicted model, not a curated record.